CAAGACCUCAAAAAUGAGCUGUUUUCCCAAGAGAAAGGAUGACAGUCACCUUCUGAAGAAUGGUAAAAAGCCAGACCUGAGGAUCGUACUGCUUGGGAAGGUCGGCGUUGGGAAGAGUUCUUCAGGAAACACCAUCCUGGGUGAUGAAACUCUAUUUCCCAUAACAGAGGAUGUAGACUCUGCUACAACGACGUGCAAGAAGAAAACAAAAGUUAUAAAAAACCAAGAGGUGACGGUUGUUGAUACUCCGGGUUUGAGGCGAAAUGAGAGAAAAGAAGAGUUUUUGGCAGAGAUCAAGAGAUCCAUCUCACUUGCCGAUCCUAACGUCUUCCUGAUUGUGCUGGAUGCGGAAGAUAAAUUCGCUGCAGGAGAAAUGAAAAUGUUGGAAAUCAUUUGCGACACUUUUGGCAAAAACAUAUGGGAUUACACUAUGGUCUUGAUCACCAAGGUAGAAAAAAAAAAAGAUAAGAAUGAAAGGGAAAUUAAAGAGGAAAUGAAAAACUUUAUUCGGUCAAAUAACAAUCUCCUCGACCUCAUCAUUAAGUGCAAGUGGGGUUACCAUGCCUUUUUCAAAGAUGACGAAGAAGAUGCCAAGGAAUUCAAUAAAGUCCCUGAGUUGCUGAAGAAGAUUACCAAAAGGGUUCAGGCAAAUAAAGAAAGAUGCUACACUGAAGAGAUGCUCAGAGAGGCUGAAGAGGCCUUAUUCAAACAACAGGUACAAAAGAAAGAAAAGAAAGGCAGGCUAGCCUUUUUAUACAUUGCUACUUUUGUUGGAGUUCUGGUCGGAGGUCCGUUUGGGUAUCUUGCUGUUACUGCUCCGGUGACAACAGUGGUCGUAACUGCACUGGGAUGUGUCGGGGGUGGGAUACUGGCAGCAGCGGUGGCAGGUUCAGUGAUUAUCGCCAAGAAAUACUGCACCAGAAAAAACAACAGGGGAGACUGGUUUUAA
Molecule: messenger RNA, 949 nt
Organism: Anoplopoma fimbria (sablefish)
Lineage: Eukaryota; Metazoa; Chordata; Actinopteri; Perciformes; Anoplopomatidae
Product: GTPase IMAP family member 4-like
Exons: 2
Coding region: 14-949 (311 amino acids)
Molecular function (GO): GTP binding
Source: RefSeq, a predicted model, not a curated record